Messenger RNA from Ornithodoros turicata, 1041 nucleotides. RefSeq names its product vacuolar protein sorting-associated protein 26C-like. Gene Ontology annotation, cellular component: endosome. Gene Ontology annotation, biological process: intracellular protein transport. The coding region runs from base 146 to 1036 and encodes 296 amino acids. Lineage: Eukaryota; Metazoa; Arthropoda; Arachnida; Ixodida; Argasidae. The record is from RefSeq and is a predicted model, not a curated record. The transcript has 9 exons.
GUGUGGCAACACUGGGGACGGGGUUUUGAGAUUUGAGAGGUGUGAUCGUGAUUUGCUUAGCUUACGUUUGUGAUAGGGAAACUGGUGAAACGAAACGCUUAUUUCGUCCAGAAAAUAUUCGCCUCUUGCUACCGAUCCCUCCGAAAUGACUACUCUAGACAUUCGACUGAAGAAAGUGAAUAAAAUUUACCACGAAGGGGAAGAUGUAGUCGGUGUGGUUGUCGUGGACAGCCGAAGUGAAGUGAAACAUGAAGGCAUCACACUUCAUCUUGAUGGAACUGUUACCAUGCAGCUUAGUGCUAAGACAAUCGGAAUCUUCGACUCAUUUUACUCCUCCGCUAAGCCUGUACAGUUGAUUAGCUACACAUUAGAGAUCGCCAAGCCAGGAAAGCUGCCUGCAGGAAGAACUGAGCUUCCGUUUGAGUUCCCUUUGAAGACCAAAGGAAACAAGACAUUGUAUGAAACCUACCACGGCGUAUUUAUCAAUAUCCAGUAUCUGCUCAAGUGUGACAUGAAGAGGUCGUUACUGAACAAAGAUAUGCAGAAAACAGUGGAAUUCAUUAUGGAGUACAAGGAAGGGGCAGAGAAAGCGAUACCAGUACCAGUGAACAUAAAAAUAUCUCCAGAAUCAGUGCAGAAUGUGCAGGAUCGCUCCAAGGUUCCCAACUUCCUACUGAAAGGCCGCAUUGACAGCACCUGCUGCUGCAUUACACAACCAUUCACUGGAGCGAUUUGUGUGGAGCGCUGUGACAUACCAAUACGAUCGAUUGAGCUACAACUGGUGCGUGUGGAAACUUGUGGAUGUGCAGAGGGGUAUGCAAGGGAUGCCACCGAAAUUCAGAACAUACAGAUUGGUGAAGGAGAUGUGUGCCAUGGCAUCAACAUCCCAAUCUACAUGGUGUUUCCAAGGCUCUUUACUUGCCCAACGCUAGUCACAAACAACUUCAAGAUUGAAUUUGAAGUCAACAUUGUCGUCGUGUUUGAAGAUGAUCACCUCAUGACAGAGAACUACCCAAUAAAGUUAACUAGAUUCUAACUUUU